Messenger RNA from Bradysia coprophila, 727 nucleotides. RefSeq lists its product as uncharacterized. NCBI's taxonomy places the organism in Eukaryota, Metazoa, Arthropoda, Insecta, Diptera, Sciaridae. The record is from RefSeq and is a predicted model, not a curated record.
UCAAGAAUCCAAUUUGCAGAUGCAAAUCAUCAAAAUUGUACUACUUGUCGUAGCUGCAGAGUUCGCGGUUUUUGCUGGUAUUCAAGCGGAUCCGGUUCGCGACAUUUAUGGUAAUGUGUCAGGUGACGUUAUAGAUAAUUCAGUAAACAUACACAUUCACAAUUCCGGUAAUAACUGUAAGGGAUUGGAUGAUAUGAUCGAUUCUGGCAGUGUUUGUACAAUCAUCAAUCGUAAAUGGAGUGAAUAUUUAUAUCCGGUGCAAGGAGCGAAUUAUGACUGCGAACGACGACAGAUAUUCACUUGGAUACCCGGUGGAUGUGACAGCCAAUGCAAUUGGAAAAUUGAAAGGUCGGGCAAUAAAUUUCGAUUGAAAAGUUUGCACUUUGACGAAUAUUUGUAUGCAGUCGUUGACAGCAUGAAAUAUGAUAAGCAAAGACGUAAUACGUUCAGUUGGAUACCCAGAAGUGCUUGCGACAACGACCAGUGUUAUUGGAAAAUUGAAUUACUAUCAGACGACUGCAGUAAAUAUGUUACAAUUAAGAAUGUUGCCUACAAUGAAUAUUUGUAUGCAGCCGAUGGAUUAAACUAUGAUAAAGAUCGACGAAGAGUAUUUACUUGGACUGAUCACUAUAAUGUGGCAAAUGAUCAGGCAAGUCAUUGGGAAAUUAAAUGUUAAAUUGAAAGGGAUGAAAGUAAAUAAAAUUUCUUUGUACAAGCUAAAAUAAAA